Budorcas taxicolor (takin) is the source of this 2903-nucleotide messenger RNA. RefSeq names its product ZFP62 zinc finger protein (gene ZFP62). NCBI's taxonomy places the organism in Eukaryota, Metazoa, Chordata, Mammalia, Artiodactyla, Bovidae. Gene Ontology annotation, cellular component: nucleus. The transcript has 2 exons. Gene Ontology annotation, molecular function: DNA-binding transcription factor activity, RNA polymerase II-specific; RNA polymerase II cis-regulatory region sequence-specific DNA binding. The record is from RefSeq and is a predicted model, not a curated record. Bases 221 to 2824 code for a protein of 867 amino acids. Gene Ontology annotation, biological process: regulation of transcription by RNA polymerase II.
AGGCGCUGCCCGGCCUUCGCCCUAGGAGAGUUCACCUUCUGUACAGACGAGAGAUCCGGGAAGAGGCUGUCUGUCGCUGCCUCUCACAAAGAGAAGGAAUUGACUAGUGUCACAUUUGAAGACGAGGGGCACUGAGGAUGAGGAAUCAACUGAAAAGUAUGAAAAUAUUCGAAAUGCAGAAUCUGUGUGGCCAAAAGUGGAAGGUCUUCACAAGGAUCAUAUGCAGGAGUCUAAGGUUGGUGAAACUUGUGAUUGGGAUAGCAAGGUAGAAAAUCAGACGGACAAGCCUGAGGGAAAAAGAAUGAAGGAAGACAAAAGUGGCUUCAGGGAAAAGAUUGGCAAAGCCAGGAAUACAGCAAAUAUAAAGACAGAACAGGAAGAUGAGGCAUAUGAGAAAAGCUUACAUCUGAGCUCAAAAUAUGUUACACACCAGACUGUCCCUAUAGAACAGAAAAAUAGUGAACAAGUCAAAUGUGUGGAGAGCAUUAAUGGGAACUCUCAUCCCAGUCUACAGCAAAAAGCCAGUGCUGUUAAGAAGUCACAUAAAUGUGAUGACUGUGGGAAAUCCUUCAAAUAUAAUUCCCGACUUGUUCAACAUAAAAUUAUGCACACUGGUGAAAAACGCUAUGAGUGCGAUGACUGUGGAGGGACUUUUCGGAGCAGCUCAAGCCUUCGAGUCCACAAGAGGAUCCAUACUGGGGAGAAGCCGUACAAAUGUGAGGAAUGUGGGAAAGCCUACAUGUCCUAUUCCAGCCUUAUAAACCACAAAAGCACCCAUUCUGGGGAAAAGAACUGUAAGUGUGAUGAGUGUGGAAAAUCCUUCAAUUAUAGCUCAGUUUUGGAUCAGCAUAAGAGAAUUCACACUGGGGAGAAGCCCUAUGAGUGUGGUGAGUGUGGGAAGGCCUUCAGGAACAGCUCUGGCCUCAGAGUCCACAAAAGGAUCCACACAGGUGAGAAGCCCUAUGAAUGUGACAUCUGUGGGAAAACCUUCAGUAAUAGCUCUGGACUUAGAGUCCACAAAAGGAUUCAUACAGGGGAGAAACCCUAUGAAUGUGAUGAGUGUGGGAAGGCCUUCAUUACCUGCAGAACACUUCUAAAUCAUAAAAGCAUCCACUUUGGAGAUAAACCUUAUAAAUGUGAUGAGUGUGAAAAAUCAUUUAAUUAUAGCUCUCUCCUCAUUCAGCAUAAAGUUAUCCACACUGGAGAGAAACCUUAUGAAUGUGAUGAAUGUGGGAAGGCUUUUAGGAACAGUUCAGGCCUUAUUGUGCAUAAAAGGAUCCACACAGGAGAGAAACCUUACAAGUGUGAUGUCUGUGGCAAAGCAUUCAGCUAUAGCUCAGGCCUGGCAGUCCAUAAAAGCAUUCACCCUGGGAAGAAAGCCCAUGAAUGUAAGGAGUGUGGAAAAUCAUUCAGCUAUAACUCACUUCUUCUUCAACAUAGAACAAUUCACACUGGAGAGAGACCUUAUGUAUGUGAUGUCUGUGGAAAAACUUUCAGAAACAAUUCAGGACUCAAAGUCCACAGGCGACUCCAUACUGGGGAAAAACCAUAUAAGUGUGAUGUGUGUGGAAAAGCCUAUAUCUCACGCUCUAGCCUUAAAAAUCACAAAGGAAUCCAUCUUGGGGAGAAGCCCUAUAAAUGUAGUUAUUGUGAAAAAUCCUUCAAUUACAGCUCUGCCCUUGAACAACAUAAAAGGAUUCAUACAAGGGAGAAACCCUUUGGGUGUGAUGAGUGUGGAAAAGCCUUCAGAAAUAAUUCAGGCCUUAAAGUCCAUAAACGAAUCCACACUGGAGAGAGACCUUACAAAUGUGAAGAAUGUGGGAAGGCUUACAUCUCACUUUCAAGCCUUAUAAAUCAUAAGAGUGUACACCCUGGGGAAAAGCCCUAUAAGUGUGAUGAGUGUGAGAAAGCCUUUAUCACAUACCGAACCCUUAUAAAUCACAAAAAAAUUCAUCUUGGGGAGAAGCCCUACAAAUGCGAUGUGUGUGAGAAAUCUUUUAACUACACCUCACUUCUUUCUCAACACAGAAGGGUCCAUACUAGAGAGAAACCCUAUGAAUGUGACAGGUGUGAAAAGGUCUUCAGAAACAACUCGAGCCUUAAAGUGCAUAAAAGAAUUCAUACUGGUGAGAAGCCCUAUAAAUGUGAUGUGUGUGGAAAAGCCUACAUCUCACACUCAAGCCUUAUCAACCAUAAAAGUACCCACCCUGGCAAGACCCCCUACACAUGUGAUGAAUGUGGAAAAGCUUUUUUCUCAAACAGAACUCUUAUAAGCCAUAAAAGAGUCCAUCUUGGGGAGAAACCCUUCAAAUGUGUUGAAUGUGGGAAGUCUUUCAGUUAUAGCUCACUCCUUUCCCAACACAAGAGGAUUCAUACGGGGGAAAAACCCUAUGUGUGUGAUGGCUGUGGGAAGGCAUUCAGGAACAGCUCAGGCCUCACAGUGCAUAAAAGGAUACACACAGGUGAGAAACCCUAUGGAUGUGAUGAGUGUGGGAAAGCGUACAUCUCACACUCGAGUCUUAUCAACCAUAAAAGUGUCCAUAGUGGGCAGCAGCCCUAUAAUUGUGAAUGUGGGAAAUCCUUCAAUUAUAGAUCAGUCCUUGACCAACACAAAAGGAUCCAUACUGGAAAGAAGCUAUACCAAUGUAACGAGUGUGGGAAGGCUUUCAAUAUCAGAUCAAAUCUCACCAAACAUAGAAGAAUCCAUACUGGAGGGGAAUAUUUAAAUGUGACAAAUAUGGGAAGUCAUAGUGGCACAUCACAGAAGAGAACUCAUGAGGGAGGGAAUGCUCUGGAUGGGACCAGGAUGAGCAUGUCUCUGUAGGAGGCAGAGUUUACCAAGUAUCAGGGAAUGCAAAUGGAAGAAAAACUUUAUAAGAGUAUUUGAGGUCCUUGUUCAUGGC